Messenger RNA from Penicillium waksmanii, 630 nucleotides. Its product is annotated as putative glutamine-serine rich protein MS8. Bases 1 to 630 code for a protein of 209 amino acids. NCBI's taxonomy places the organism in Eukaryota, Fungi, Ascomycota, Eurotiomycetes, Eurotiales, Aspergillaceae. The record is from RefSeq and is a predicted model, not a curated record. The transcript has a single exon.
AUGUCGCAUUACGGUGGCCCGCCCAACCAGCAGUACGGUGGUGAUCAUUACGGCCAACAGGGCCAGGGCUAUCCUCCUCAACAAGGAUAUGGCGGCCCCCCACCUCAAGGCUACUAUCCCCCAGAGGUAAGAGAAAUGCGCAUAAUAAUGCUGAACUAUGCACCGUUCAAUCCUGAGAGCCUGCACAUCAUACUAACUUUCUAUAACAGCAUCAGCAACAAGGAUACGGUCAGCAACAGCAAGGCUAUGGACAGCCCCCUCAGUAUAAUCAGCAGGGCUAUCCUCCCCAAUACAACGAACAACCUCAACACGGCCAAUAUCCUCCUCAACAAGAAUAUGGUGGCCCCCCCGCAAGACCGUGGCCACUCGCCCUAUCCCCCGCAACAGCAUCAACAGCAGUACCCGCCCCAAGGCGCAAGUGCCUCAUACUACGGCAACGCACCUCCUCAGGGGCAAUAUGGAAAUGCGCCUGGGCCCGGCGGUCCGGAAGGCGAGAAGGGUCUCGGCUCGACACUCGUUGGUGGCGCCGCGGGUGGUUUCGCUGGCCACAAGCUGGGAGGUGGAUUCCUUGGUAGCGCAGCUGGAGCGGCCAUCGGCGCUGUUGGUAUGAAUAUGGCAACCCAUGAAUAG